Messenger RNA from Brachypodium distachyon (stiff brome), 1835 nucleotides. RefSeq lists its product as uncharacterized. The record is from RefSeq and is a predicted model, not a curated record. The transcript has 7 exons. NCBI's taxonomy places the organism in Eukaryota, Viridiplantae, Streptophyta, Magnoliopsida, Poales, Poaceae. The coding region runs from base 891 to 1676 and encodes 261 amino acids.
UACCGGAUCGCUCCUCCGCCUCUCGUCCGCAGCCCCGAUCCCCUUUCCCCUCCGCCCGUGAUCCUCUUCGCCGCCGCAUCCUCCCGCCCCGAUCCCCUCCAACGACCCCUUCUCCGCCGAAGCUGCAGCGACGGAGCCGGCCCCCAUCCUCUCCUUUGCGAGGAAAGGGGCUCCGCCACGCAAGGAGUUGGCCGCCCAUAUCCUCCAUACCCUUUCCCGCGGUCGGUCCUCCUUCGCCGUCCACCCUGGAUCGCAAGCUUUCCCCUCUGCCCGUCUACGAUGUCCGAAUCGACAUCCUCGUGCUCCCGCAAGUGACGCCCGAUUUGAUCGUCGGUAGUCUGGUCUGAGCCAAAAGCCCAAGAGAGGAAAAUUAUUGACAUGUUUCAGGCCAGGCCUGGCUGGGGCUUGGUGUUUUUAGGUCGGCCUUUUGCAAUUGCGGUCUGGCCGACCAUGUUUACAGAAAUUCUGGAUUUGAAGUCUGUGCCCCUACACACAUGCUGCUUCAAAACCAAGUACCCAAGCCAUGUGCAACCAGACCAUGCCAAGCUCUUUGGUGGUUUGGUCGGAACAAGCUCCCAAGGUCACUCUGAGAAUUUAGAGGGGAACCUUAAUGUCUCUGCUGCUGUGUUCCUCGGCCCUCCACGCAAGCCCCUGCGUCCCCUACCCCUUCUGAUCUAGCAACCUCUCUGCCCAGUGCCCACGCACCGCUCAGGUGAGAACUGUUCCUCUUGCCUGGACCUGGAUGGGACCUUGAGUCUACUUGGGGAAAUGAAUAACUCCAGCCUGAUGGCCCGAUGCUGCAGUUGCGACUGCAAGGUCCAUCCGCAAGUACAAUUCUUAUGUGAGAGAAAUCAGGGCCUUCAAGAUAUUCUGCGUUUUGCACUACGCAAAUGUGGAGUUUUCCGUCUUUGGGGAAGAAGAACCCUCCAAAUUUCACCUUUUCCAAUGCUGAUUGUUCAGAUGACGAGGUAUCUUCGUGCACAAGCAGGGAAGAAGGCCUCGAAUGCCCAAUAUGUUGGGAGUCCUUCAACAUAGUGGAGAAUGUGCCUUAUGUACUAUGGUGUGGCCACACCAUGUGCAAAAAUUGCAUCCUGGGCCUGCAGUGGGCUGUCACCAAAGUUCCAACAGUACCGAUCCAGCUACCAUUUUUCGUAUCCUGCCCCUGGUGCAACCUCUUGUCGCUGCGCAUAAUUUACAAAGGAAAUCUCACAUUUCCACGCAAAAAUUACUUCCUCCUUUGGAUGGUUGAGGGGAUGAAUGGUGAGCGGGCCAGGUCACAUUCUUCUACUCAUAGUGAGCAACAUACUCCUUGCCUCUCAAGUGGCAGCAGGGCAAGUGCAAAUGCAGUUACUUCGAACCCUAUUAGACGGCUGCCCCCGCCACGUGUUGAAACAUCCUCCUCCACUGUGAACCAUGCCAAUCGUAGGGCCCCGCUCUUGAAUACAGAGAUGGUGCAAGCUUCGCUGCGCAAGUCACUGUCCUUCUUGGUUCACCUGACUGCCAAGUUCCCACUGGUAUUUAUUUUUGUCCUCGUAGUGCUUUAUGCAAUCCCUGCCAGUGCAGCUGUCUUGUUGCUGUACAUUGUUAUCACGGUGUUGUUUGCGCUGCCUUCCUUCUUGAUAUUGUAUUUUGCUUACCCUAGCCUAGACUGGCUUGUUAGAGAAAUCUUUGCUUGAGAUUUCCUUUCAAAAAGGCUGUGCACAAUCUCAGUAUUGUUCUUGAUAUAAUACAUGUAGCUGAACUGAAUAUUUCUAGGUUCGUUCUUUUCUUGUCUGUCUAAGCUUGGAUAUAUGUCGUCUGUAAUUCAUGGAAAUGUUUGUCAGUUCUGGUGCCAA